UAUGCGAGAGGAUUUUUCCCGCUCACCUUAAGAAGCGCACACGUCAUUCUUUUUCUUGUGGCUUGUGCUGGUUAUUUCCAUUUGUUCUGCCGCUUCUGAUCUGCCGCUCGGUGGGUGUUCUGCUUCUUUCAGAGCUGCGGUCGGAUCUUGGCUUGGUCAUCCGCAACUUCUUUGGAGAUUCGCCGGUGUGA
Molecule: messenger RNA, 191 nt
Organism: Amoebophrya sp. A120
Lineage: Eukaryota; Dinophyceae; Syndiniales; Amoebophryaceae
Source: the annotation of a GenBank genome assembly